AGCCGUCGUGGUAGUAUCCAUUAGAGUCGACAGUUUGAUACUUAUUAUCAAAGUGCCAUGGUCUACUUCGUGAAAACCCUGCUCGUCACGUUCAUAAGGCGCAUUCUCUUCCUGCUUUUCACGCUCGCCCUACCCAGGUGCGGCUACCGUGCGCAAGAAACCUCUGACAAGUCAGAAGACGGGAGAACCGGACGGGGUGAUGAACGCGGAGGAGGAGGAGGAGGAGGAGGAGGUGCAGCCACUUCUACAACAACAGUACCGAGGAUCACAGAUGAAAUAAAUGACGCUACUAGAAGUUCCGUUCCUGAUGAAGUUGAAGACGACCCGAAUUUCAAGGUGAUUUUUCUCCACAUCCCCAAGACCGGCGGAUUGUCUAUCGAGAAAACUCUUCGGGCGAUCCACAAACUCGCGACCUAUGGCACUGACGCAACGAUUCAGGGACACAGGCAGGCGAUCGGCGGGCACCUGCUGAAUGUGCAGUUAAAGAGGAAGAUUGGGAGAUUGCUGCAGAAAGGUACUGGGCGGGAUGAGAACCAUAAAACUUCUAGUACAACUACCGCACAAUUUGACAUUAUUUCGCAGGAGCUGCACCAUCAAACCGCACUGAAGGAGAGCGACUUUCCGGACUUACCGAGCGACGUGCUCGCGAAUUCCGCAAGCUGGCCGGUCUUGACCAUCACCAGAAACCCCUACGAUAGACUGUGGUCCAUAUACAACUUUCCCUUCACCCUGGAGCACGAAAACGCUCCGUUCUGGCGGCCGCCGCAACAAACCUUCGAGCAGUUUGUGCUGAAUUUCCAAAAUAUGAAUUGCAAAAUUAUCGUACUAGUAUAAAUUGCAUGUCAAAUUGAAUUUGUAAUGCGGAUUUUCCUUAAGAAAAAUAUUUGUAAUGCAUAAAAGCAAUUAGUACGAGUACGAUAGUUUUGCACUGAAUACAAAAAGACUACCAAGAUUUGCAGGUCGGCGGGACGGCGCCCCUGGGGAAUCUGAUCGAGUUUUUAUCCUGUGCAAAAGUAUCGUACUCGUAGUAAUUGCAAUCAUGCAGUAGCAGUACAAAUUUUUUUCUAAAGGUAAAUCCGCAUUACAGAUUUUAUUUCUCACGCUGAGGAAAUUUGUAAUGCAUUUAUACGAGUGCGAUGCUUUUGCAAUGCAUAGCUUUUGAUCAAGGACAAAUUUGUCGUGGAGUACACCUACACUGGAACCAUUUACAACCGAACCGAAAAAGUCACGCACAGUGCGGUGGAUCCUUCGCUACUAAACCGGGGCGUGAUUGACAAAAAAACGCACCUACUGCCGACGGACUACUUGCGGUUUGAAAAUUUGGAGGCGGAUAUAACCUGCUCAGCUGUUACAAUCUCAAGCGUUACGAAUAGAAUAUGGAAAUGGAAAUUUAUGAUGCGAGAGUGCAUGUUCUAGCCAACUCUCAAUAGGAGUGCGCAUGACAAGUUCCGGAGUCCCAAGCCGCGCUACAAUCUGGCGAAAUUUGUAUUGCAGAAAGUGGAACCCUCUGCGAGUCUGUCAUGCUCAUCGUGCAGCAUAAGUCUCAAACUCUAUUGUAACGUUCGAGCUUGUAACACCUGAGCGGGUUAUAGCGGACUUUGACCACUUUUGCAAAAAGUACAACAUCCUGAACGCGCUGGCAUUGCUAUCCUCUGCAAAAACGUCACCACCCGCACCCCAGAGUCAAGUUGGGAAUCUAGCAACACAAAUCUCCAAGUUUUGGGAGCUGUGCAUGACAAGUCUUCCUCUGUAGUGCAGUGCCGUGGUCGGCAAGUGAAGCCGCAUAAGAAUAAGAAAGCCAUUUUAAUACCAUCCUGUUUACAGCAUUACAAAUUCCAAAACACGCCUGGCAAUGCCUGUGAUGGAACUGCGCAAUACAAAUGUUCGUAUCAUUGCGCAUUUGUAUGACAACUCUGGGGUCGUGGGGACGUUUUUGCACGGGAUAAUUGCGAUUGGUGAACACGAACCCAGUACUGCACACGACAAGUAGUCCACCAUCUAGUGCAGCUGUCGUGAACAUGGGCGGAGGAGGUGGUGUCACUUCGACAUCUAGUACAACUGGCGAGCAGCAGGCGGACCACAGCGGUGUUGUAGUCGGCACGUCUCCUUCUGGAAGUACAACUCCAGCUUCCUCUUCCGUCGAAACAGAAGCUGGGCAAAGUGGUGGAAAAAUGUUGACGGAUGGUGCCACGAUAACCGCAGAGCAGAUCAACUCUGAGUUGGAAUUUACCAGACAGCAACUUCUUCUCCAAAGAGACGCCGAAAUUGAAAAACUGAAAAGAAAAAAUAUCCAACAAAAAAACUGCGUCAGUGUAGGUCGUGUGGUCUUAGAGUGACAGCAUGACAAAUUUGCUCUACAUUAUGACAGAGAAAGGGACGAGGCUGUCAUGCACACGACCUAGCGCAUCGGGACACGUGAAUGAAAAGAGGUGAAGAUCAACAGCGCUGGCCAGCAUGACAAAUGUUGUGACUACUUUAUGAAUGUUGUAUGCUUUUAUGCAUGACAUCAGACUUACUGUUACUCUCACGCAGUUUCAUUCUUCGAUAAAAAUGGAGAGAAAACUCCACGAGGUCAACACCCGGUAUACUUUUCGCUAUCCUGAGUAAAAACAUCCCCACACCAGAGUCAAGAUGGGGAUUUUGCAACACAAACCUAGAACUUUUGGGGGUCACGCAUCACAAGUUGCAGUCCGUAGUGUAGUGCAGGUUCGCAAGGCCAGCUGCAUCAGAAAUCCAUCUGCUGAUCCUUUUUACAGCAUUAUAAAUUCCAAAACACGACUAAAAAUGCCUCUCCUGGCGAUGCGCAUUACAAAUGUUUCUGUCAUUGCAAAUCUGCAUGACAACGCUGGUGUGGGUACGUUUUUACUCAGGAUAUUCGCAUGCGACGCUUCAUGGAGACCGUUUUCGCGGAAGAGAUGCGGCUUUUAUGCACAAAAAAAAGAUCCAUCCCCAUGAUCCACUUUGUCAUGCAAAAGAUGCGUGCAGUUCUGUGUUUGUCAUGUGAAAAAUAGAAAUGGGGAUUAUCAGAUACUUUUUUUGUGGAUAGCUUUUUGACUACUCCUACGAGGGGUUUCUCGCGCGGGAGAGAAGCCGACAGUAUCCCCCAGAAAAAGACCGACAGGUCAUUACUAUCUAUUAUAUUCAUGCGAAAAAAGAGGUCUACAGAGGAUAGAAGAGAGGUGGCCGAGAGGUCAAAAAGAGGUGAAAAGAGGUCAAAAAGAGGUCCACAGAGGUGGAGAGGUGGCGCGGGAGGUCAUUCGGGAGGGUGGCCGAGAGGUGGCGCGGGUAUAGCCAGCCGAACCGGUCGCCCUAAAGCCGCGCCUAUGGGGCCCGGAGGUGGCCGAGAGGGUGCCAAGAGGGUAAGCGAGAGGGGGACAGAGGUGCCGAGAGGUUGCGCGAAUAAGGGCGAACCUCUCGCGCACCCUCCUGGCCACCUCUCGGCCACCCCUGUAGACCUCUACCGGCGAGUAUAGCCGGACUAUUAGCAACACCUCUCGCGAGAGGUAAAAAAGAGGGCCAGCGAGGGGGUACAAACAACCCGAAUCCGCCCGGUACAGGGCCGAUCUUCUGGGGAUUUUUGCAUCGUUUGGGCCCGCACCCUCUCGCGCCGCCCUUUCGCGCCACCUUCUCGCGCACCCUCUCGCGCCACCCUCUCGCGGUACCCUCUUGCGCCAGCAGCUCCGUCGGCCGGGAAGCCAUUGGGCGGGGGCAGGAGAGUGAUCAACACAGGGCAGCGCGGUCCCCCUUGUGCUUCGGCACUUACGCCGAGGCGGCUUCUCUUUGCCCCCAAGCUUCGCUGCAGCUGCUCCCUGCGCAUAGCGCCUAAAGGCGCGGGAAGCGCGCAGGAGACCCUGCGGGUUUGCAUGGCGCAAAACGGCGACAAUAUGUUCCUCGGGGGGGGGGCUGUCGCGCUGCGUCCAAAGCUCUGGCGCGGCGUCCCGAUCCGCAAAUAGUCCUGCCCCGCCACAACAGCCUAGCGCCCCGGCGUCAGCCGGGGCAUGGCUGGUAUUUGUAAUGCAAAAAUAAAUAGACAAAAAAAUCUGUAUUGCAUGCCCUAAACAGGAUGUUAUGGCCUCGCCCAUGACAGAUUUUCCUGUGUAUUUAUUUUUGCAUUACAAAUACCAGCCAUGCCCCGGCUGACGCCGGGGCGCGAGGCUGUUGGGGCGGGGCAGGAUUAUUUGCGGAUCGGGCCAUAAUGCCACAGGCCUAAUAUGCAUAAUGAAACAUACUGGAGUCCUGCCGCCUGAGUUUGCGCGGCGCCAACCCGCAGGACCACUUGCGCGCUUCCCGCGCCUGUGGGCGCUCUGCGCAGGGAGCAGCUGCAAAGGACACCGGGGGCGAACAGAAGCCGCCCGGCGCGGGAGGGUGGCGCGAGAGGGCGCGCGAGAGGGUGGCGCGAGAGGGUGCGCGAAAGGGUUCGGGCCUAAGCAUGAAAAGGCCGCAAAAGAAUCAGCCUCGUGCCGGGCGGAUUCGGGUUUUUCUACCCCUCUCGCAGACCCUCUUUUUGACCUCUCCCGAGAGGUGUUGCUAAUAGUCCGGCUAUACUCGCCAGCAGAGGUCUACAGGGGUGGCCGAGAGGUGGCCCAGAGGGUGCGCGAGAGGUCCGCCCAUAUUCGCGCAACCUCUCGGCACCUCUGUCCCCCUCUCGCUUACCCUCUCCCGACCCUCUCGGCCACCUCCGUCCCCCAUAGGCGCGGCUUUAGGGUGAACGGUUCGGCUGGCUAUACCCGCGCCACCUCUCGGCCACCCCCUCGAAUGACCUCCCGCGCCACCUCUCCACCUCUGUCGACCUCUUUUUGACCUCUCUUGACCUCUUUUUGACCUCUCGGCCACCUCCCUUCGGCCCUCUGUAGACCUCUUUUUUCGCAUGAAUAUAAUAGAUAGUAUUGACCUGUCGGUCUUUUUCUGUGGGAUAGACAGGAGAUGAAGUUUAGGCUGAAAAAAAACAUCGUAGAGUGGAAGUAUCGAAACAUACUAGACCGACUAGAGGAAAAAUCUUUCUCAGUAGAGAAGAUGAAUACGGUAGUACACGACAACAUCCCUCCACCAGUCUUAAGCAGCCCGAACGCCACGGAGGAAGCCAUCGCGUAUGCGGAAGUGGUCCACAACAAGCACUUUCAAACCGCGUCGUCCUAUAUGAGACUGCAUAACUCCCCCUCCCCCUCAUUUGUCAUGCAAAAUACCCAAUCCAGACUUUUCCUCUUGGUACUGUUUCCAUGACAAGUUCUGGUAGCCCAAAUAGCACUAAAAUUAUAAUCCAGUGCAAAUUUGUCAUGCAAAACCGGUAUUCUUGCUGAUGCUUGUAUUGCUGUUCAUGCUACACAAAUGAGGGGGAGGGGGAGUUGUGCACUGUCAUACCCUACGCCAUGCACGGCAUCGACACGGUCGACAUUGAGACCAAAGCCGGCUUAUCCUGUGCAAAAGUAUCGUACUCGUAGUAAUUGCAAACAUGCAAGACAAUUUUUUUUCCAAGCCAAAUCAGCAUGAGAAAUUCCAUUUGCCAUGCUGAGCUAAUUUGUAUUGCAAUACUACGAGUGCGAUACUUUUGCAAUGCAUACGGCUACGGCCAGUGGCUGCGGCAGUCGCGCAUCCAGAACCUGACCAAAGUGAGUUUGCCAGCCAGGAGCUGGAUGACGGCAGAUCUACUCGUGCACCCCAGUAUCAAAUGCAAAAAUGUCUGGGUCUGCAAGGAUGCGAAUUUGAUGUCGUGCAGGUUUUCCAAGACACAUGAGGUGUGUCGUACAUAAUCUAGCAUGACAGAUUCUGCGCGGCCUCUAUCAUGCCUCGCCUGCAUGAGAAACCGCCUCUCAACUUGGUCAAAAGUGGGCAGCUUUUGGUAAUUACGCAACACAGAUUUUUGCACUAUCCAGAAUUAGCAUGACAAGUUCCAGCGUUCCAGACCCAGACACAUUUGCAUUUGAUACCCAGGUAUGGAUUGCAAAAGUGUGAGGAGCAUCGUACUUCUUGGGUGGGCGAGAAUAAGAAUUCGCAUGAGGAAUUUUUCCCCAGGGAAGGAGGAAACGUGAGACUUGAUGUUAUGCAGAUCUGUCAUGUCCUCACCCUGAAAUUCAAAUUGAGUAGCGUACGAAAGUUCGGUACUUUUGCAAUGGAUACCAGAUUGGCGAGGUACAGAACGACGAGUCAAGACGAAGAAGGAGCAGCAGCUGCGGGGGGUUCGUCAUCUUCUUUCACAACUCAUCAUACCAGCAGAAACGCGAUAGAGAGGGUGCACGCCGGAGAAGAUAGCAGGGUGUGGCGCAGGCGGCAUUCAGAGGAGCGGCAGGAUGAGGAAAUGUGGCUGAAAGGAGGUUCUUCCGCGAACGGGGGAAAGGGCUCGAGUUCGUGAGGAUUUCCAUACUAUGUACAGCUUGUAGUAGUUCUGUAGUACAGAACGACAACGCCCACGACCGACCGCGCCCAUCUAGAGAUAGACUGGGCUGUCUCGCCUCUGCUUGCCAUCGAGCAUCUUGCUUUCAUCAUUUCCAGAUGCAGAACCACGUUUGAACGAUACAACAACACUGUUUCCGACAUUUUCGUUGCAACACGCGCAUUAGAAUCUCCACAAAGCAGAAAAAGUAAAAGAAGUUCGAGGACGAGAUGAAG
Messenger RNA from Amoebophrya sp. A120, 6603 nucleotides. The record is from the annotation of a GenBank genome assembly. NCBI's taxonomy places the organism in Eukaryota, Dinophyceae, Syndiniales, Amoebophryaceae.